Aphanomyces invadans is the source of this 679-nucleotide messenger RNA. RefSeq lists its product as hypothetical. The coding region runs from base 116 to 487 and encodes 123 amino acids. The transcript has a single exon. NCBI's taxonomy places the organism in Eukaryota, Oomycota, Saprolegniomycetes, Saprolegniales, Verrucalvaceae. The record is from RefSeq and is a predicted model, not a curated record.
ACACAAAAAAAUACAUGCUAAGUCGCCAAAGUGGUGAAUGUCGGAGGCGGCAACAUGGUCGUGUGGUCGGAGGAAUUCUCGCCGAGGUUGAAGGUGAAUUUCAGCUACGUACGUCAUGCUGCUGAACGCGCCAAGUUCCACGCUGCAUCGCUCGCGUCAUUUCCCAAGUACAACUGCAUGCGAUCGUACCUUCCUCGAUCACUUCUCCAUCGCCAAGGAAAGCCACACCACAAAUCCAAUGGAACUCGCACUUGUGGCUGUUGUCGUCAUCGCGUCGCUGGGCGCGGCGGCUAGCCGCUGGAAAGCCAACACAAUCAAGGGACGGGUCGCCCUCGUGCACGUGGGCCAGGGAGCCUCGAACGAAUCCAACCCCAUUGACGACACAAGCGAUUGCUACGCCGUGGUGAACACGCCCCGACAAACGUCGUCGUCCCUCGGUUUCUUCAAGUCGCCGCCACCAAACAUUGCCAUGGAAGCUACCAUCUAAGACGGGAGGUGCUGGCGAUGUGUAUUUAUUUCGAUUCCGCGCCAUUUGUGUUGCAAAAGCCGACAUCGUUAGCGGAUCUACACUUUGCAACGUGCUGACACCUGACAACAGAGGUAGCAGACAACUCUUCCUGCUUCAGGGUUCAUUCGAUUGUGUCGAUCUGAGCCGCCAGUCAAAGCAGGGGCGUGUGGU